AUGAGUAUUCGCCCUCCUGUUUACGACAAGAAUGUCCUUUCUAUCGUUGAUCUUCAACGUGAGGCAAGCAGAAAACUACCCAAGGUAUACCGCGAGUACUACAACAAUGGAGCGACGGACAUGAUUAGCCUGCGUGAAAAUAUGACUGCCUUUGAUCGGUACAAGAUCCGCCCUCGUGUCCUUGUAAAGAUCCCUGAGAUAGAUACUUCUGCGGAGCUAUUUGGAUCUAAAGUUGCCUUUCCCUUGGGCUUUUCUCCGACUGCCUUGCAUAAGCUGGCGCAUCCCGAGGGAGAGAUUGCAACAUCACAGGCCGCAGCCAGUAUCGGAAUCGGCAUGGCUCUCUCCUCAUAUUCUUCCACCUCGCUAGAGGAUGUUGCUGCGCAAGGUAUGGGCCAUAACCCCUAUGCAAUUCAGCUGGCCAUCCCCAAGGAUCGCAGCUUUGCGGUGCAAAUGAUCAAACGUGCCAAAGCUGCCAACUACAAGGCAAUUUUCCUUACCGUGGACUGCCCAGUUCUCGGGAUUAGAUAUAACGAGUAUCGAAAUAACUUCGCACUUCCCGAUGGGAUGGCAUAUCCCAGUCUCUCACCAGACCCUUCGAAGCCAUUCGGGAUGGGAGAGGAAUUUCCGGAUAUCGAGUACGACACCGACAUAACAUGGAGUGAGGCAAUCCCAUGGCUUCGCUCGAUUACUGAUAUGAAGAUCUGGGCCAAGGGUAUAUACACCCCAGAGGAUGUCGCUCUAGCUAUCGAACACGGGGUCGACGGUAUUAUUAUCUCAAACCACGGUGGCCGUCAGUUGGAUGGGGUCCCUGCCACACUUGACGUUCUCCGUGAAUGUGCUCCGAUCGCGGAAGGGAGAAUUCCGAUUGCGCUCGAUGGGGGUAUUCGGCGAGGAUCAGACAUCUUCAAGGCUCUGGCCCUUGGGGCGCAACAUUGCUUUGUGGGUCGUGUCCCUCUGUGGGGCUUAGCGUAUAAUGGCAAAGAGGGCGUAGAGUUGGCCACCAAGAUUCUUCUCAACGAGUUGAGAGUCACCAUGGCUCUGGCUGGUUGCAAAAGUAUUAAAGAUAUUAGUCGACGUCAUCUUGCUACUGUCGACGCUUCUGGGGUGAUUGGCAAACUCUAA
Aspergillus bombycis is the source of this 1122-nucleotide messenger RNA. Its product is annotated as alpha-hydroxy acid oxidase. The record is from RefSeq and is a predicted model, not a curated record. NCBI's taxonomy places the organism in Eukaryota, Fungi, Ascomycota, Eurotiomycetes, Eurotiales, Aspergillaceae. Gene Ontology annotation, molecular function: oxidoreductase activity; FMN binding. Bases 1 to 1122 code for a protein of 373 amino acids. The transcript is spliced from 6 exons.